AAAUCGUAUUGACAAACCAACGGUAAAAUGACUCGUCUCGCGAUACCGUCUACCAAACUACCUUUCGCGUUGAGUUUUCUUUAUUCGAGAAUUCGUGCCGCUCACACAGAUAUACCGAGGAUUAGUUUUCAAGAGUACCGCAGAAAAACUGUUCAAGACCCAAACGUGUCGUCCGCGCGAACUAUCGAUGAACGAAGAACGACGAGUUCUGUAUCCUCCUUCGUUGCCAGUGUCGCUGCUCUUUAUGGAAUAAAGUCUCACGUGUUGCACUACGUCUCGUUUAUGUCUCCAUCGCGAGAUAUUCUAGCCGAUGCACAGAUAGAAAUUAAUUUGCAAAAUACAAAGGUGGGGGCAGUAUCGAUUGUCAAGUGGCGAGAAAAACCUAUUUUCGUAUAUCACCGGCCGCAGUCUAUCAUAGACCAAGAGAAACUCGUGAAUCUCUCGAUAUUAAGAGAUCCAGCACGCGACGACGAAAGGACUAAAAGACCAGAGUGGCUGGUCGUGAUUGGGAUUUGCACGCACCUUGGUUGCAUUCCGAUUCCCAAUGCUGGUAUUAUACCUGGUGGAUUUUAUUGUCCGUGCCACGGAUCGCACUUCGAUGGAGCUGGUCGCGUACGUCAGGGGCCAGCACCUACCAAUUUGGAAAUACCCCCAUACAAAUUUCUUCAAAACGAUUCCAUUCUUGUUGGUUGACGACACCGAUACCGCGCGCGCGCGCUGCAAUCUCGUCCCUAUUAUUACUUUUACUCUCCUUUUCUCCGUUUCC
Nomia melanderi (Alkali bee) is the source of this 766-nucleotide messenger RNA. RefSeq names its product cytochrome b-c1 complex subunit Rieske, mitochondrial. NCBI's taxonomy places the organism in Eukaryota, Metazoa, Arthropoda, Insecta, Hymenoptera, Halictidae. The record is from RefSeq and is a predicted model, not a curated record. Gene Ontology annotation, molecular function: quinol-cytochrome-c reductase activity; 2 iron, 2 sulfur cluster binding. Gene Ontology annotation, cellular component: membrane.